Uncinocarpus reesii 1704 is the source of this 915-nucleotide messenger RNA. RefSeq lists its product as uncharacterized. The coding region runs from base 1 to 915 and encodes 304 amino acids. The transcript is spliced from 8 exons. The record is from RefSeq and is a predicted model, not a curated record. Gene Ontology annotation, molecular function: methyltransferase activity. Lineage: Eukaryota; Fungi; Ascomycota; Eurotiomycetes; Onygenales; Onygenaceae.
AUGUCUGUCGCAGAGCAGAGACUAGAGGUCGACUCCGAAAUCGAUGAUGCUGACGGAUUUUACUACGAUGAUCAACUGUCCUCCUACACGGCUUCAGUAACUAAGAGCGUCACCAACUUCCCCGAAGAAAAUGGCAGGCGUUAUCAUGCCUUUUGCGAAGGACGCUAUCUCAUCCCCAACGACGAAAGGGAGAACAACCGUCUCGACCAUUUGCAUAGGAUGGUGCUUGGGAAUGACCUUAGCCCAAUUCAACCUUCAUUCGUCCCUCCGAACGUGAAGUUUAUAGUCGACGAUGUUGAAGCCGAUUGGGUGUACGAAAAUUCUCCAUUCGAUUUUAUUCAUGCUAGAUCUGUUGAGCUGUCUAUCAAAAACAUGCCGAGACUUGUCAGCCAGGCUUAUAGGGCUUUGAAACCUGGUGGCUGGUUUGAAUGUCAUGGCUGGGAUACUAGGGUGCAGUCUUUCGAUGGCUCCACAAACGGCACAUCUUUGGACCAGUUUAAUCAGAUAGUGUUAGAUGGUUUUGCCAAAGGAGGGUACUAUACUCGUUUUGAGCCAGACAAGAUGGAGCAAUGGUAUGCAGACGCCGGCUUUAACAAGUUCCAUAUCAGAAAAUAUUCUAUUCCUCUAGGGACGUGGCCGAAGGACAAGGGAUAUGUACGAAUCCUCAAUUUUCCCGUCAAAGAAAGUCAAAAAGGUGCUAAUUCUGAAUACGCACAGAAAACCCUUGGUGCAAGCCACCUUCACCAAGCCGAAGAAGGCCUGGAAGGCAUGGCCAUGGCCGUACUGACUCGGCUUGGGCAAUGGAAACCCGAAGAGGUCCGGAUCAUGGUCGCUAACGUGCGCAUGGAUUUCCGGAACCGGAGAAUCCAUCCCGUCUUCAAUUUUUACGUCUGCUAUGGUCAACGACCUGAAUAG